Molecule: messenger RNA, 3016 nt
Organism: Puntigrus tetrazona (Sumatra barb)
Lineage: Eukaryota; Metazoa; Chordata; Actinopteri; Cypriniformes; Cyprinidae
Product: E3 ubiquitin-protein ligase TRIM39-like
Exons: 7
Coding region: 380-1978 (532 amino acids)
Biological process (GO): protein ubiquitination
Molecular function (GO): zinc ion binding; protein binding; ubiquitin-protein transferase activity
Source: RefSeq, a predicted model, not a curated record
UCAAGCAUAUGACGGCUGAAGCAGCGCUGUGUACCACCGUUUACACAAUAACCAAAUCAACAUUAGUGCUCUUCCCAGCAAAAGAAAAUCUAAAUUCCCCAAAAAUUUGAAUAAAACUAAAAGCCUGAAAUUUCCGUCACAAUAGAACAUAGGAAACAUAACGACAAGUUCCUAUGACAAGUUCCAAGACUAGGGUCUUGCUCUAAUUAACAGCUGUUAAACUCUCAGCAGAAAUGAAGUAGAAGAUAUUUAUGAUCGUGGGUGGAGCUACAGUGUGACAUCACUGCAGGUCACUGAAAGACUGAAAGUGAAAAUGCUUCAUCAAACAACACUUCUAUUCAGAAACUAAAAUCAACUAUCAAAAGUACCUAUUACAGUCAUGGCGUCCUCCAGCGGUCCACUAAACGAGGAGCUCCUGUGCUCCAUCUGUCUGGAUGUGUUCACUGAUCCGGUCACCGCUCCAUGUGGACACAACUUCUGCAGAACCUGCCUGAACAAGUUCUGGACCAACACUCAGACCUGCUGCUGUCCAUCCUGUAAAGAAACUUUCAGCGGAAGACCUGAUCUCAAGAUUAACACAACACUCAGAGAGGUUGUUCAACACUUUAAGGAGAAGCUCUAUCUAGGAAGACCUGAGGUGUUGUGUGACAUCUGUGAUGAAAGGAAGCAGAAAGCCGUGAAGUCCUGUCUGACGUGUCAAAGCUCUUUCUGUGAGACUCACCUGGAGCCUCAUCACAGAGUCCAGCGUCUAAAGAAACACACACUCAUCAACGCUGUGGAAAAUCUGGAGGAUUAUAUAUGCCAAAAACACGAAAGACCUCUGGAGCUGUUCUGCAGAGAUGAUCAGAUGUGUGUGUGUAUGUCCUGCACUGAAGGAGAACACAGGACUCACAACACCGUUCCCAUAGAGGAGGAGAGUGAAGAGAAGAAGAAUCAGCUGGUUCAGAAACAAACAGACGUGCAGCAGAUGAUCCAGGACAGAAUGAAGAAGAUACAAGAGAUCCAGCACUCAGUAGAGGAGAGAAAGAGGAACACAGAAGAAGAGAAAUCAGCCAGUGUCGAGCUCUGCACCAAUCUGAUCCGCUCCAUUGAGAGAUGUCAGUCUGAGCUGCUGAAGAUGAUGGAGGAACAGCAGAAAGCAGCAGAGAAACAGGCUGAAGAUCUCAUUAAAGAGCUGCAGCAAGAAAUCAGUGAUCUGAAGAAGAGAAACGCUGAGCUGGAGCAGAUCUCACACGCUGAAGAUCAUCUGUACCUCCUGCAGAUGUUCUCGUCCCUGCCCAGUCAUCCUCACACCAAGAACUGGGCCGAGAUCUGCAUUGACUCUGAAGUGAAUGUGCCUUCAAAGAACGGAGCUCUGAUUCAGCUGAAGAAAACUCUAGAUGAGAGACUAAAUCAGAUUGGUCAAACUGGGUUGAAGUGUCUACAGACGUUUGCAGUGGAUGUGACUCUGGAUCCUGAAACGGCGCAUCCGUCUCUCAUCCUGUCUGAUGAUGGAAAACAAGUCAGUCAUGGAAACAUUAAGCAGGACGUCCCAGAAAACCCAAAGAGAUUUGACAUCUGUUCUUGUGUUCUGGCAAAGCAGGGAUUCAGUUCGGGCAGGUUUUACUUCGAGGUGCAGGUGAAGGGAAAGACAGCGUGGAGUUUAGGGGUGUCCAGAGAAUAUAUUAACAGGAAGGGGAAGAUCUUACUGACUCCUGAGGAUGGAUACUGGACUUUAAUUCUGAGGAAUGAGAAUCAGUAUAAAGCUUCUGAUAAUCCAUCACUCUCUUUAUCUCUGAAAGUGAAACCUGAGGUUGUGGGAGUGUUUGUGGAUUAUGAGGAGGGUCUGGUCUCUUUUUAUGACGCAGGACACCAAUCUCAUAUCUACUCUUUCACUGGUCAGACUUUCACUGACAAACUCUAUCCAUACUUCAGCCCAUACCUUCAUGAAGGAGGAAAAAACUCAAAGCCACUGAUCAUCUCACCUGUUAACAAAUAAAUUGCUCCGAAAUAUAAAAAAAAAUUGGGAAUUUUUUUUUAAUGUUUGUUUACUAUUAUUGCUGUUUUAAAUUUUAUGUUAAAAAUCAAAUGUUUAUAAAUAUCUGAUUAAAUGGAAAUUCAUUUCUACUGACAUUUCUUUAACAAGUGUGCAGAUCACUUUAAUCUUGUCAUAAUAUAUACAGUGUUAAAUUGGCACGUUUAAUCAGUUUAAAUGUUUAAUAUGUUUUGUAUGUUCUACCGCAAAUGCAUAAAUAAAUAAUUGCAAACAGUCCCAAAGUCUGGCAUGAAGUUUAGAGAAGAUUAAGGUUUCUGUGAGCGAGGAACGACCAGCCUCUCUUGCUCUUCAUCGUGACUCGAAUCAGAUAUUAUUCAUAUAUUAGAUAUUGAGAGAAUGAGCUUCUGUCCAGCGGAGGGCAGCAUUCACGAGCCACUGAGAAACCAGAAAUAACUGGCAAUUAUAACAUGAAAUAUUGUUUUUAUGGUAAUAUAUUUGCUGUAGUAUUUUCCAUUCAUCUGAUCAGCCAUGAACCCCCUUUCUUUCAUUGCGGGACGUCCGGCAUUUGUAUAAAAACUAGACGUUUAUGAUAACCUGAUAAUAUUCAACAGCACGCAUGCUACUGUUUGAAAUGUUCGGCACUGCAUGCUGCAUACAAUAAUUAAAAAAGAAUAAUAAAACCGUGUAGGCGAAUAAACCGACGUGUUAAUAUUCUACACAUAAUGGAAGUAAAGCAGAUUUCUAGAAGAUUCAGGUUUGUAUUUUACACACACUUCAUGAAAACAAUCAUUAAAAUUUCCAGAAAGACUGAUUCAAAUGAUCAGUAAUAGAAUGAAAGAGAUACACGACUGAAGUCAUAAAUAUUGGCACCCGCCAAAAUCAAUUCAAUAUUUGAACGGAUUUAAAUGUUUUCCAAUAUCUAAAUAAAUAAAUGCAUACGUUGUUGCUCGGUGUAUUAAAUCUUCUGAAACAGAUUAUUUCAAAUCAUUUCAUUACUCAUUAACCAACUUGACUGGAACGUUUUUACCAGCAUCAGAAAGA